Exaiptasia diaphana is the source of this 3745-nucleotide messenger RNA. RefSeq names its product D(2)-like dopamine receptor. Gene Ontology annotation, cellular component: membrane; dendrite. Gene Ontology annotation, molecular function: G protein-coupled serotonin receptor activity; neurotransmitter receptor activity. The transcript has 3 exons. Gene Ontology annotation, biological process: chemical synaptic transmission; G protein-coupled receptor signaling pathway, coupled to cyclic nucleotide second messenger. Bases 1038 to 2180 code for a protein of 380 amino acids. NCBI's taxonomy places the organism in Eukaryota, Metazoa, Cnidaria, Anthozoa, Actiniaria, Aiptasiidae. The record is from RefSeq and is a predicted model, not a curated record.
AGAGAUUUUCGCGCAACACUUUCACCGCGCUGGAGAGCACUUCCUAACUAGGUUUACACAUAUAUAUCCUCGCUUUUUUUAAUCGUGUUGACGAGAUACUUUAAGUAGAAGUAGUAAGGCGACGAUUUUUUCAUUAUUCAAUUAUUCGGAAAUCGUUGUGAAAAGAGGCUUUUUGAGUGCAAUUUUGUCACGUCAUUUUGGACUCUCCAAACAUCAAUUCAAAAGUAUCUUUGGCGGCAAAAUGUCUUAAAAGAUAAACAAAAACAACAGUUAAAAUACUACUCAAUAUAUCGAUAUGAUGACACUGUGUCGCUCAAUAUAAAGAAAGGAAAAAAAAAAGRAAAAGGAAAGACACUAUAAKACUUCUUUUAAACACUUAGUUGCCAGGCAGCCAAAAUUUAAGGAGGCUGUCACCUAAAAAUCCAUGCUGACUUCUUUUUUGACGUGAAACGCCGUCAGUCCGAAAACCCCUAUUAGAACGAAUACAUCGAUUUGCUGCCUGAGCACUUCCGUGGACGUGCAAUUUCAUCAUUUAUCAAAACGUAAGCGUAAAAGAAAUUACGUUUUGCUUAAAUUCUUCAAUGAAUUUGUAAAUAUUUAUCCUCGAGUCAGGAAAUGAAGGCGAAUGAAAGCAACGAGUUCGUUCAACUCGGCUUUUUUUCCGUUUUGUAUUUAUCGUUUUGUGUCAUUUGCGGUAGUCACAAGCUUCCUUUAGAUGUCUCGGGUUUCUUUUCGAAUGGUAAACAUAUUAAGAGAGAGAGUGAUGUAUUGUGAUCAACGUAUAAGGUAUGAGGUUUUGACCUUUCUUGUCACCAACUAGCCGCAGCGCGUCGCGCGCUUCGAAUAGCGGGCAAAGCUGCGAGCGGCCAMAAACGUAGGAAGAACCGGAUCAAAUUUCGUGUCAUAGCCGAGCUUUGAUACGCUCACAUGCGARCCGUGGUAAUCUAGGCUAUUACAAAGUAAACAAAAUGUUGAUGUUUAACUCCCUUGUCUGACAGGACACAGUAAAGAAGUCUGSAAGACACUGAAUCAACGUUAUGAACUGCUCAAACGCGAGCGGCUUGAAUUCAUCGUGUAAUGAUAUUUCCACGAGGCAAGGUUGUUCCCCUGGUAUAAACGUCAAGAUAGUCCUUCCACAGCUUCUUGGACUGAGUGUUGUUAGCAUAUUUACGAUCUUUGGGAACACACUCGUUUGCAUUGCGUUUGCCACGAAUAAAAGGCUAAGAAUAUUGACAAAUUUUUAUGUUGCUUCGUUGGCCAUAAGCGAUGUCUUAGUUGCUGUCUUCAAUAUUCCGUUAUGGAUGUACUGGAGUGCUAUUAAUUACUGUGGAAUACAUAACAACAGACUUUACGAGGCUUACGUCAUCUUCGAUAUACUGUGUGGUACUGCGUCCAUAUGGAACAUGGUUGCCAUUAGCAUUGACAGACUUUUGGCAGUAGUACAUCCAGCUGUUUACCGAGCCAGAGCCAAGAAGCCUAAAUUCGCUGCGUGGAUUAUCGUUUACGUUUGGAUCUUCUCGACGAUUAUGGGUCUUUUACGUAUGACGUACAAAAWGUGGGAUUACGCACUGUUCUUAGUAAUUAUGAGUUUCUUUAUACCGUUAACCGUAAUUCUAUUAUCUUACGGAAAAAUAUAUCGAGUGGUUCGCCAACGCGCUAAAUGGACGGGUUCAGUUCUUAUGGAAAUUCGCCUUGCGUGGAUGCUGGCCAUCGUUAUUGGCGCGUUUGUGUUAUGCUGGGGGCCAUUCUUUGUAUUCAACAUCGUUGCGUACUACUGUCGCCGCAAGUGUUCUUACGGAAAAGCGCCGUUAAUAAUCAAAUGGUUUCAAUAUACGUCGUCUUGUAUCAACCCCAUUAUAUACACAAUAAGAAACAAAGAAUUCAGAUACACUUUCCAUAGACUUAUUUUCCGUUGUAAGACCCGUAACGGCUCGUACCGGUUCAACGAAUCACGCCCCACGAAGCGUACAACGUGUUGCGGAUGCGUCUCAAUCCCGGACUUUGAGAAUUUCGAGACGAGGUCACGUGGUGGUACUUUUACGGAAGAAAGUCAAGUUACAGUGGCAGGGUCCACGGUGCAUAACGCAAGUAAUGGAGGAUCAAUCAAGAUUUUGUCGUUCACAAAUGGUGUCAUGGCGUACGAUGCCAGAAACGGACAUAGCGAUCAUGCGGCAACGUGAAAGAACCCAACGAUACGCAAAAUCAUGGUUCAAACGUUAUGGAAAAUAACCUUAUUUUUCCGCAUGGUUUACGCUAGAGUGCCGGAAGAACMACGUAYGGAUUCCKUAAGUCAAAUAAACGAUUCAGCAAGGAACUCGCAAAAAAAUUCAUAAAGACUUUAUAAGGACCAAGUAAGAUAUUCGUAAAGAUCACGGAAAAGUUAAUUUUGAAAAAGUGUUGUCGGGUUCUAAAAGAUUACAUGGGAAGUCAACACUGCAAUUCCGAGUUCUGGUUUGGUCURCAGACUCAAAACCACGCAACAUAUUCUUUCGUUUCAUUGAUAGCCCGAGAAAAAGCAUGGAAUUUUUGAAGAAAGACAAUAAAAUUGAUUUGAGAUCUCUCACAUUUAUGCUCGCGCCCUGGCUCGCGCAUAAAGCAUUGGAGACUUCGGGACUGGAUUAUAGUUCCAUUUCCAAGAUAUUGAAUAAUCUGCUUAAAAUAGGACGUCCUCUACCAAUAGUGCUACAAUGUACAUGUUUUAUGCAAAGUCGAUUCCAAAUUCCGAGUACCCACAAUCCCCUUCGGUCUCAGCUUCAWUGUUUUCACCUUUUUGAGCCUGACAACGUUUCUUCAAUGAGUUGUGUCGCAAAAAAUGCAAAAUGUCUUGCGCYCAAAUUUUAUUUUGCAAAUCAAAGUGCAAAUCACCAGUGACUUUGUUAAAACUGAUAAGAUAGAUACUGAAAUAAUGCAGCAAGAAGAUUAGUAGAAAAAGUGUACAGGUCUUAAUAAUCAUCCAAAAACAUUGAACUCAGCGAUCCAGAACUCAACGUUCGGUUUGCCGAAUGCGGYUAAAGCUGAGCCUAUUUAUAAGGAACACGAAAAAAGACGCGCCUAGUUCGAGUCGUUACAUUUAACUUGAUUCCUGAGUAAGAACUUAAACCCGUGAAACAAAAUCAAUUCCCGUCCGCCRUGAAAAAGAUACGACYAUCUAGUUGAUUYARGUUGAUAAAGAACAAAAGAGUAACUUUAAGCCUUACUAUUCUUGCACCACCAAAUGAAAACRAACACGAAAGAAAACAAUAAAAUUARCGACUGCUAAGAUGCAUUACUAAUGGAAAUCUACACCGACACCAUUUUGUGCAACAAAUUAUGAUGGGAGUUGUACUCGCACGUSCUUCUUARGCGUWUUUGCCUUUUCYUKKCAAAAAUAGCAAAUAUAGGCCGUUUCUACAAAGAAAACAUAAAAGCAGCUCUUUAUUGGRGRUAUAAAAAGUGCGACGACUACAACUCCGUCGUAUAACUCUAGAUCUUUUUCUUUUAUGACUCACUCGAAAUUGACAAUUACGAAGAUUUUGUUUCACGGRUUUAAUGUUUUCACUCUAUUUCACGGACUAAAUGCAACGCACUAAAGAGUAUAGGUUAGGUUUAGAUAAUAUUUUUAUAUAUUUCAAGACGUGUACUAUUCAGYGUGUCAAUGUGUGCGUUGUGAAGAGACAAAUUGACGUUAACCAAUAAAAUAAAGUAUUUCAGUGAAAUAUAGACAAUAAAAUGGGAAAAGUAUAUAAUAAAAUGGGAGAAAUUUUCA